CCUGACCAUCCUUUGCCACCAUGCGCCUCCUCGAUAUGAGCGAGGCAACCGGACAUCGUGGAUGCAGUCCAUCUUUCCUGCACUGAAGGGGCGGCUUCAGCAAGUACAAACGCUGACUGUGGUGGACUUCUCGGGCUCGAGAUGCGAUGAGGCCACCAUGACUCACCUGCUGGAGAACUAUCGCACCGCGUCUUGCCUGUGCUUGGAGGAGUGCGAGUUCGUAUCCCACUAUCAGCUGGACCGCCUUGUCUCCUCGUUUCCUAAUGUGCGAGACCUACGCAUGGAGGGCGUCUUCAAAUAUCGUCGUGCCUCCGCGAAUCUACGAGCACCAUACACGUCCGCCAGGCGUCUUGAGUAUCAUAGCCUCGUUCUGGAUCAUACGCACUUCCAGAUAGCGUGGGCAUGUUCUCGGAUCGAAUUCAGCGUGUUGCGGCGGUUGUCCAUUCGACUGUCGAUAGGCCCGGGUCAACUUCCAGACCAAAGCUGGGUGCGGUUGACGAGCGCGAUGAUGGGCCUGGAAGAAAUUGAGCUCGAUUUCACAAUGUGUGGAGCCGACGCUGAUAUCGAAUCAUGGGUUGCUUCUAUCAACCCGGAAUCCCUGACCCAUCUUCGUUCAUUAGUCUUGCGCAUCCACGGCCCCCAUUCAUUUGCGCCCCUUGCGCUCAGACAACUCUUAGAUGGCGACCCACUCCCAUUCAAAUCUGGCUCUCCGCCAUGCCUCAUCUGCUUCGUGGACGACGACGCGGAUAUACACGCCUCGUUGACGAUAAUGGAUCUCUACAUCGCAGGUCGAGACCGUCGCAUCUUCAGCUCUGUGGGCAUUGGAUCCAACAGAUCGCCAUCUUCCCGCAUAGUACAUCCUAGCGGGAGUCAAGCGUACAAGACGUUGAAUUUGCUUGCGCCUUGA
Molecule: messenger RNA, 907 nt
Organism: Punctularia strigosozonata HHB-11173 SS5
Lineage: Eukaryota; Fungi; Basidiomycota; Agaricomycetes; Corticiales; Punctulariaceae
Exons: 2
Coding region: 62-907 (281 amino acids)
Source: RefSeq, a predicted model, not a curated record